CUGAGCCAUGGCUACCAAUUUCAGUGACAUCGUCAAGCAGGGUACGUGAAGAUGAAGAGCAGGAAACUUGGGAUUUACCGCCGUUGCUGGCUGGUGUUUCGGAAAUCUUCCAGCAAAGGUCCCCAGAGGUUGGAGAAAUACCCAGAUGAGAAGUCCGUGUGUUUACGAGGAAGCCCAAAGGUCACAGAGAUCAGCAACGUGAAAUGUAUCACGAGGCUGCCCAAGGAGACCAAACGCCAAGCGGUGGCAAUCAUAUUUAUGGACGACUCAGCCCGGACGUUCACCUGUGAAUCAGAACUGGAAGCCGAGGAGUGGUACAAAACGCUGUCCGUCGAAUGCCUGGGGGCACGGCUCAAUGACAUCAGCCUCGGCGAGCCAGAUCUGCUGGCGCCCGGAGUUCAGUGUGAGCAAACGGACCGGUUCAACGUCUUCCUCCUGCCCUGCCCCAACUUGGACAUCUAUGGCGAAUGCAAGUUGCAGAUCACCCAUGAAAACAUUUACCUCUGGGAUAUGCACAAUCCCCGGAUCAAGCUCGUUUCCUGGCCUUUGUGUUCCCUACGCCGCUACGGACGAGAUGCCACGCGGUUCACCUUUGAAGCUGGCCGCAGGAUGUGUGAUGCGGGGGAAGGGCUGUACACCUUCCAGACCCAGGAGGGCGAGGAGAUCUAUCAGAGAGUGCACAGUGCCACCUUAGCCAUUGCUGAACAGCACAAGCGAGUCCUGAUGGAGAUGGAGAAGAACGUGAGAUUGUUGAACAAGGGGACAGAGCAUUAUUCCUAUCCCUGCACACCUACCACCAUGUUGCCACGCAGUGCUUACUGGCAUCACAUCACCGGCUCACAGAACAUCGCCGAGUCUUCCAGCUAUGGGGGUGACACCUACCCUGGUCCCCAGGCCAGCUCAGAAACUGACCUCUUGAACCGCCUAAUCUUACUGAAGCCAAACUCUGCCAAGAGUGGGAAAAGUGACGGCAAAGACCCCACCUCAGCUACCCAGUGAGGCCGCUCAAUGCCAAGCAAGGAAAACUGUCAGGGGGCCAACUCAGGCCAAGGGACUGAGGGCUUUUCACCUGCUCCUGCCCUUCCAUGAAAGGCCCGGGGGGGUCACAUUUUGCCGCAGGGAAACAGAGCGAGCUUUGGCCCCAGGUGGCUCAAACACGAACUUUCUAGAUCCAGGAGCUGUGGACGGUCCAGCCAACGAGCCCGGCUUGGCCCAGGAUGUCAGCUGGCAUCCAGAUCUUCUGAAAAGGACGAGCUAUAUAUUAUUACAACUAUUUUCAAUAUAUCGUAUUGUUUAUGCAUAUCCUAUAUAUCCAGAGAGACCCCCCCCCCCGUCUCACCUGAAUGCACAUCUCUUGGCCAACAAAGCCAGGAUUUUAGAUGGUCGGAAGGAGGGUUCGGCCCCGGGGGCGAGGGAGGGGGGUGUCUUCCUUUCUCACAUGGGAGAAACAGCACCUUGGACAGGGCCAGGAUGAAGUCUUCCCACGUCCCUUGGGAGCCAAAGGACAGACACCGAGGGGUUGUGGGGCUGGAAGAGGGGCUGGCUUUCAGAAACAGCCUCAUUCCUCAGCCGAUCCAUGCUGCAGUCCUCAACCAGGUCUUUGGAGGCCCCCAAUAAACUUGCCUUUGAUGCAGCAACCCUGCAGGGGAAAGCAGGGCAACAAAAGAUAUCCUGGGGGACCUUUGCCAUGCCUUGGCCUGCCCUCCUUGGAAACGCAGCUUGAUCAGCAAUGCUUCCUCACAGACCCUCUCCCCCCCCCCCCCCGGAGAAGCCAGCCUCCUCUCCAGCAACGGUAGCACAACUUUCCUUCUGGCUGUGUUCUCUCCGCCGGGCUGCCAGCUCAGGACAAGAGGGGUGGGGGUGGGGCUUGAGGCCUUGGUUCUUGUUGCUGUGCCCAAAUGCUGCUCUCCUCUGGGCUAUUGGGGGGGGGGAAUCAUGAGCUGCAAGGGAUGGGCAGGAUGACCCCCCCUUUCGAACACAGUUGCUCUAUUAGAGGUCUGUUCACAUAAGGCGCAGACCCUGGCCGCUCCGGAAGGAGGGGGAUAUGGACUGGGUUUCGCUGGAAGGCUCCUUCAAUUUGGGCUUAGCGUGUGGCAUGAGCCCAGCCACCGUGGUUUGCCAAGCAGGGUUUAUAGCUUAGCAGGUACCCUCAGUCCCAUGUGGCUUAACUCAACCAACUGUGGUUCAUGUCAACCAUUGCCUCAGCACAAUGUAGAAGCCGAUGGUUGCGAAAGGGGAAGCAGCUAGGGUUGGCCUCCUUGAGUAGGGUUUGAGUAGGGGGUUGUUAGAAGAUUUCUUCUUACAUUCCAGUCGGAAAGUUUUGCCUCUCCUCAAGCCUAUCUCCUACCUCUAUCCCACUCCCCCAACAAACCCACCCCAAGGCCUGGCUAAGCUUCCAGCAGGGGCCCAUGCUGAUCACUCCCUCCUUUCUCUGUCCUCAAGGACAAACAAGCUGCGGGCCCACCGGUCAGCCCCAACCUUCUUUUGAUUGGCAGGAGAAUAUCAAUUGCUUGCUUCCAGAAGGACCUCUACUCCAAUUCCCGCCUUCUUCUUCUCUUCUUGCACAGCCGAAAAAGUUGACCCACUUUGAGCCUGUCGCCUUGACCACGGCUUGGCCUUCAGGCAGAAGCACAGUGGAGGAAGGGUCUUUCAAUGCUUGGAAGGACUCUGUUGAAGGAGCUCUCUACUGUCCUUCUUGAAAAGGCUCUCCUGAGGACACAGCCCCAUCUUCUCCCCACAUCCCAUCCCGGUACAGUUAGCCAAGGCAGUCUUCUCCAAUCUGGUGCCCUCCGGAGGUACCACUCCAAAUCUCAUAACCGCUAGCCCGUACUGCCAAAGGAUGAUGCGAUCCGACACCCCCGCGUAGAUUUGGAGGCCACCGGCUUGGGAAAGGGGCCAACUUGGUGAAAUGCUUCCACGGAGCACCUGGGUUUCCUAUGCUGAAACUUUUUUUAACAGAAGCAAUUGGUUUUCUAGUUUUACUAUUUAUUGAAUAACUUUUAGAAGGGCUAUCUUUUUAUAGUCGUACAAUCGGUAGUGUUGUUUUUUGUGUUUUUUCCUUUGUUCCUUUCUCCCUUCCCCCUCCUCUCAAUAAUGCUGGAGAUAUCUGCCCUCUCUUGUGCUCCGUAUGUGUAAAUAACCAUGUUUUGGAUCCUGUGUGUAAGUGAGAGAAGGGAGACGUUUCUAAACCAGGAGAGAGAAAACGGUGGAAAUGAACAGAGGAGACCAGCCGAUGUUCUAGCUCAGCUCCAAGUCCAGUUGGAAGUUAUUUUAACGCCAAUGUAUUGGGAGGGGAAGGGAGGGAAAAGAGACGACGGACUGCGGGAUUCAAGAGCUGCAGCGAAAGCACACAAAUGUUUUGUAACUGAUGAUUUUUUCCCCAGAUUUCCUUUGCUCUUCUUCUUCUUCCCAAGGCCAUCUGCAAAAACAAAAACACAAUUCUGAGCCUGAGAUUAAAUUAGCCACAGCCUCACCACUGCUUCAGAGUUGCCUCCUACAAUUUCUUUCGUGAAGCGGGGAGGGCGUGGCAAGAUUUCGAAACCCAGCAGA
Molecule: messenger RNA, 3549 nt
Organism: Thamnophis elegans (Western terrestrial garter snake)
Lineage: Eukaryota; Metazoa; Chordata; Lepidosauria; Squamata; Natricidae
Gene: DOK4
Product: docking protein 4
Exons: 8
Coding region: 52-999 (315 amino acids)
Biological process (GO): positive regulation of MAPK cascade; cell surface receptor protein tyrosine kinase signaling pathway
Cellular component (GO): cytoplasm
Source: RefSeq, a predicted model, not a curated record